This is a messenger RNA of Micromonas commoda, 1867 nucleotides long. Its product is annotated as mitochondrial carrier family. Gene Ontology annotation, molecular function: transmembrane transporter activity. The transcript is spliced from 2 exons. Lineage: Eukaryota; Viridiplantae; Chlorophyta; Mamiellophyceae; Mamiellales; Mamiellaceae. The coding region runs from base 43 to 1080 and encodes 345 amino acids. Gene Ontology annotation, biological process: transport. The record is from RefSeq and is a predicted model, not a curated record.
CGGCGCUCGUCGGCUGUGCGUCGUAAGAAAAAGGGCGUAACGAUGACCGUUCCCAGCAACGUCCUCCUCCAGAGCUUCCGCUCCGUGCUGGACUCGCCGGGCAUGAGCGUCUCGCACGCGCGCAGGGGCCGCUCCAUCGCGACGGGCUUCGCGCACCCCGCAGACUCCGCCUUCGUCGCCUCCGCCGCGGUCGAGCCCCAGUCCGCGCUCGUCCGCUCCGCCAAGGACGUCUUCGCCGGCACGUGCGGCGGCAUCACCGUCACCCUCGUCGGCCACCCGUUCGACACCGUCAAGGUGCUCCUGCAGACGCAGUCGGCGACGAACCCGGCGUACAAAGGCCCGCUGGACGCGGCGUCGAAAGUGGUAAAGUCCGAGGGUUUCAAGGGCCUGUACAAGGGCGUCACGUCGCCGCUCGCGGGGCAGAUGUUCUUCCGCGCCACCCUGUUCUUUGGGUACGCGCGGGCGAAGGAGAUCGUCGGCGUCUCCCCGGACGAUCCGAUGUCCUACGCGAAGGCGGGUCUGCUCGCGUGGAUGGCUGGUUCGUUUUUCGAGUCCCCCAUCGACCUGUUCAAGUCUCAGUGGCAGACGCAGAUCGUCCAGGCGAAGCAGAACCCGAACUACGUCCCGCCGUACAAGACCGUCGGCGAGUGCGUCAGGGCAUCGAUCAAGCACAACGGGAUUCGGGGGCCCUACCAGGCGUUCGGCGCGACGCUGAUCCGCAACCUCCCCGCGGGUGCCAUCUACUUCGGCGUGUUCGAGAACACCAAGAACUACUUCGCGGCGAAGCACGAGGACGGCAAGCCGCGGGACUGGGAGAUCAUGUUCGCGGGCGGCCUCGGCGGGUUCUUCUACUGGUCCCUGUUCUACCCCGUCGACGUCAUCAAGAGCGCGAUGAUGACGGAUUCCAUCAACAAGGCUGAGCGAAAGUACAGCGGCUUCCUCGACGCCGGGUCCCAGCUGUACAAACAGGGCGGCGUGAGGAGGCUCUACGCGGGUUUGGUGCCGUGCCUGCUGCGCGCGUCGCCGGCGAACGCGGGAAUGCUCUUCGUGGUGGACAAGGUCAAGCAGCUCCUCGGAUGAGGCGCCGCGUGCGCGGGGUUCCGCUCGAUCCGGAGACCCUCGGGGUGGGAUACUAUUCAUUCAUUGGCGAGAAUGUCGUCGCGUGUUGCUAAACAGGGUUAUUACGUCGCGUGCCGAACGCGGUCAGAGCUCGAACUUUUCGGGUCCCCCCACGAGCAUCCCGUCCAUAUCCGCGUAAAUCCAAUCCCCCGGUCGCACCGUCACGCCCGCGAACGUCACGGGCACCUCGCGCAUGCCCGGGUCGCGCUUGCUGCUCUUCACCGGGUGCGGCGCAAUCGCCUUGACCCCGAGGCGCAUCUUGCCGAUGUCCUCGCUGUCCCGUAGGCACCCGUUGAUGACGAUGCCCGCCCACCCGUUGCUCACGGCCAUGCCCGCGAGGUUAUCGCCCAGCAGAGCGCAUCGCAUGCUGCCUCCCCCGUCCACGACGAGCACCCGCCCGUUCCCCGGCUCGCCCAGAGCCUCGCGGACCAGGGGAUUAUUCUCGUAGCACUUGACGGUGGACGCCGGGCCGGAGAAGCGCGUGACGCCGCCGAAGUCGCGGAAGUACCCGGCGUCCGCGACCUGCAUCUUACGCGGGACAGUGACGUCCAGGGGGUCGGGGUAGUGGACGUCGGUGUACUCGCACGUCCCCGCACGGGAGGCGUCGUAUCCGUGCAUCGGGUCCGCGCACAUGGCGCGCCGGAAGGCGAGGAUGGGACGCGCGGAGAAGGACGCCUCGACGGCGCUCGAGGACGAGGAGGAGGAUGAGGAGGCGAGGACUCGAGAGGAGGAGGCGAACCGCGCGAGC